Molecule: messenger RNA, 4313 nt
Organism: Crotalus tigris (Tiger rattlesnake)
Lineage: Eukaryota; Metazoa; Chordata; Lepidosauria; Squamata; Viperidae
Gene: GANC
Product: glucosidase alpha, neutral C
Exons: 25
Coding region: 322-3171 (949 amino acids)
Biological process (GO): N-glycan processing; carbohydrate metabolic process
Molecular function (GO): carbohydrate binding; alpha-1,4-glucosidase activity
Source: RefSeq, a predicted model, not a curated record
CAACAAGGAAAGAACCUGCUCCGGAGCGCUCGCCGCCUCUUCCGCUCCACCGCCGAGUCUCCGGACCGAGGGCGGGUGAUGGGGCACCGGCGGAUUGGCUCUGGCGCCCAGGCGAGCUUGCUGCGGGCUACAGAAACAUUACCAGCAAAGCAUUUGCAUGCUCUCGUCUCUUCCACCUUAUUGGUCAAGUGGGCAGGACUAUCAGAAAUAAAAACUCCAUUUCCCAGCAUGCAACAAGAUAAUGUAAAAUGGAAACUUAUUGGCUAGAGAAUUUCCUCUUCAUUUCCUAACGAAUGGUUCAAAAAUAGCUCACUCCCGAUCAUGGAACCAAGCUGUGAAGAAAUCAGCGUUCAAGAUGAGGCUGUGGAUAAAAACCAUUUUAAGACAUGCAAGCAAAUUGCCUUUUACAGGCGUCAGAAAUGUUUAAGUCCUGGGAAGUCUCCAUACCAAGCCUUACUGCAAACUGUGGAACUAUCCAACGGCAAUGUCAAAUUCCAAAUUUUCAAUGAAGAGAGCAAGGUAACUCUUUCAGUAGAAAUGUAUGAAAUAGAGGGCAAUAUUUUCAGACUUAAAAUAAAUGAGGUAAAUCCACUCAAGCCAAGAUACGAAGUCCCUGAUGUUCUCAUAAAGGAACCAGCUAGCUUGAGGCUGAAGAUAUCAGAGAAAGAUGCAGACAAACUUGUGCUGGUAGGUGCUGAGCAAGACCAACAGAUUCAUAUAAUGGCAAAACCUUUUCAAAUACAGCUUAUUUCUAAGGAUGAAAUUUUACUGAGCAUGAAUUCCAAUGGCCUGUUGUAUUUGGAACACCUACAGUCACCACCUCAAAGCAGGAAAUCUACUUCACAAGAAAAGAAAAGUGGAUUGGCAGACUCUCUUAAGGAAACUGAAGAAGAUUUAGGUCUCUGGGAAGAAAAAAAUGGCAACUUUUUAGACAUCAAAGCUAAUGAAAGUCACAAGGAGCCUCAGUGGAGGUUAGUAUUGAAUGGGUUACUCUUUCAUGCUGCCCUGUGUUUUUGCUACCUAACAGUGCUACUCUGUCUUAAUACAGGUCCUAGUAGUGUAGGUUUAGAUGUUUCUUUGCAUGGAUUUGAACAUCUCUAUGGAAUACCUCAGCAUGCAGAAACCCUCCUCUUGAAAAAUACCAGUGAUGAUGAUGUCUACCGGCUUUAUAAUCUGGAUGUCUUCGGAUAUGCCAUCCAUAGCAAAAUGGGCAUUUACGGUUCAGUGCCCUUACUUCUAGCACAUAAGCUUGAUCAGACAGUUGGAGUCUUUUGGCUAAAUUCCUCAGAAACAUUGGUGGAGAUUUCUACAAAAGCUUCAAUGAAGGUUUUACCUUCUCAAACUCCAGACGUGUCCAAACAGAGAGUAGUGCCUCAAACUGAUGUGCGCUGGAUGUCAGAAAGCGGAAUCAUUGACAUGUUCAUCCUAAAGGGACCCAGCCCCUUUGAUAUUUUUAAGCAAUAUGGACAGCUAACAGGCACUCAGGCUUUGCCUCCCCUCUUCUCUCUUGGAUACCAUCAGUGCCGCUGGAAUUAUGAAGAUGAAGAAGAUGUACAAAAGGUGGAUGCAGGUUUUGAUACCUUUGACAUUCCCUAUGAUGUCAUAUGGCUAGACAUUGAGCAUACUGAUGGCAAGCGGUACUUCACUUGGGACAGGAAGAGAUUUCCCAAUCCUGAGAGGAUGCAGAAGCAGAUACUUAUGAAGAAAAAACGCAAGCUGGUUGUCAUUGUGGACCCUCAUAUUAAGAUUGAUCCUCUUUAUACUAUAUACUCACAAGCAAAAGCGAAAGGAUUAUUUGUAAAAAAUCGUACUGGUGAAGAUUUUGAGGGCAUCUGCUGGCCAGGUCUCUCAUCAUACCUGGAUUUUACCAAUCCUGAAGUCCGACAAUGGUACGCAGAUCAGUUUGACUUCAAAACAUACAAGGGUUCUUCUGAAAUUGUUUUUAUCUGGAAUGAUAUGAAUGAGCCUUCAGUCUUCAGAGGAAUAGAACAAAGCAUAUCAAAAGAUGCCAUUCAUUAUGGCAAAUGGGAACAUCGAGAUGUUCAUAAUCUCUAUGGCUUCUACCAGCAAAUGGCAACUGCAGAAGGGCUGGUGAAACGAAGUGGAGGGCUGGAAAGACCCUUUGUUCUUACCCGCUCUUUCUUUGCUGGAUCGCAGAAGUAUGGUGCAGUGUGGACUGGAGAUAACACAGCAGAUUGGAGUUACUUGAAAAUCUCCAUUCCAAUGUUGCUGACAAUCAGCAUUGCGGGAAUUUCUUUCUGUGGAGCGGAUGUCGGUGGAUUUAUUGGAAAUCCAGAACCAGAACUACUGGUUCGAUGGUAUCAGGCUGGGGCUUUGCAGCCUUUCUUCAGAGGCCAUGCCAGUAGGGACACCAAGCGUCGUGAACCCUGGCUAUUUGGGGAGAAGAACACAAAGAUCAUCAGGGAAGCUAUUAAGGAACGCUAUUCCCUGCUUCCUUACCUUUAUACGCUGUUCUAUCAGGCACACAGCAUGGCUGAACCAGUUAUGAGGCCUCUCUGGGUGGAAUUUCCAAAGGAAUUAGAAACUUUUGGCAUUGAAGAUGAGUACAUGCUUGGAAGUGCUUUGUUGGUGCAUCCAGUCACUGCUCCAAAAAUCAGUACAAUCAGUGUCUUUCUGCCAGGCGCACAAGAGAUUUGGUAUGACUUCCGAAAAUUUAGACAUGUUGAAGGUCAUGGCAUCUUGAAGAUCCCAGUAACACUGAACAACAUUCCUGUAUUUCAACGUGGUGGGACUAUUAUACCUUUGAAGAUUUCUGUAGGAAAAUCCACAGAAUGGAUGGUAGAUGUUCCAUAUGAACUGUAUGCUGCACUAGAUUAUAAGGGAUGUGCAACAGGUAAACUAUACCUGGAUGAUGGCCACUCAUUUCAUUAUCUCCAUGAGAAACAGUUCCUGCUCAGAAAGUUCAGCUUCCAUGAGAAUGUCCUCUCCUCCAGAUGUGCUGAUGAAGAAGGACUAUUCCAGACAAAAUGUAUAGUUCAACAGAUAUUGAUUUUGGGAAUAAAAAAGGAGCCCUCUGUUGUGACAGCAACUAUGUUUGAUGGAAAAGAAGACAAGACAGUGGCUUUCACCUAUGAUACCAGAAAUUCUGUGCUGACCCUUCAAAAACUUUCCUUAAACAUUGGCAAUAACUGGGAACUUCGUAUCAAAUGAAAGCACAGCUUCAGAGAUGAAGAUGAAAAACUGAAAAAUAAUACUUUGAACAAUUAGCAUGCUUUUUUAAAAUUGAUUGCUUUUAAAAUAGACAGAACCUCAAAUGUGACACACCAAGUACUGUUUGUAUAAUUUAAUUGAUUCAUAUUCAAAAUGUUUUUCAUGGAUGAAAACUUUCUGAUAUUAUUUGCAAAAACUGUUCCUGGGGAUAAUUGAUCUUCUUCCAGAUUUUGCAGUUCCGUAUUAAUUUUUUUUUGUUAUAUCUAUGCAAUAGUUCUCUUGCUUUUAUAACACCUUUGAAGUAAACUAUCUGGCUACUUUUUAAUUAGUGCACUGUUCCGUUUUUGGGUGGAUUCUAUUUAGCAAUUUGACACACAUUAAUUCUUCCAAGAAGUUCUUAGAAAGAAGACAUGCAAAUGAGAAUAGUUAUAAUAGGUAUACAUCAGCCAUAGAGAGAUUCUGCUUCACAAAACAUAAAUGCAUUUUUAUAUGGGAUAAAGACAUCUUGAAUUAAUGAACUUUAGCUUUCUUUUAGCUGGUGCACUUCAGAUGAAUCCCCAUAAAAAUUGUGAGAAUCAUCCUCCCAUUAUAUACAAAAAGAAAACAAUGAUAUGAUAAACUGUAAGGGAAUGGUAAAACAGUGUCACAGAAGGGAAACCAAUUCAGACUUUAUUUUGCUGAGCAAUUAAUAUUUCCUAUGGAAAUAAUUUACCAAAAGUAACUUUUUCUGUUUGUAGAGCACAGAAGCCUAAUUGCCAUUUCAGUAUUAAAAAGGCCAUAUUUUAGAAGUGCCAGAACAUUCAGAAUCUCAAGUUUUCAUAACAAAUGCCUCUUCUUUCAGAUCAUACCUGCUUAUUGUUGCAGAACAUGCCUAAGGAAAGAGUCUCAGGACAUAGAAUCAGCACUCUCAUUAUAAAGAAAAGAUAUACAUGUCUCCUCACUCCUUAAAAAAUGUAUAUUUUCUUCCAUUGUGUUUUGUGUUUUGUCCCACAUAGCAAAGAUAUAGUUAUUAGAAUCAUGUAAAAGUAGUGUAACAUUUUUUGCUAAAUAUAUUCUGUAUCAUAAAGUAUAUAUAGGUUGAAGCAUUGUUUUUUGUAUGAUUUUAUUUUGAGAAAUAGGAAUAAAGGCUAACUGCUUCUUCA